UACGGCGCUCUGACUGUGGCACUGUGCUCAAGGGACAAGGGCUGUAGCGUAGUUAAACCCUGGCUUAAGUCUGGAACGAGUGGCAUGAUCGAACUGUACAGGACUCCAGUAGCAUACCGACUAUGAUGGAAAGAAGCUGCUUUGUUUCGACGGCCUGGAUUGACCAGGGUUACUUACCGGUUCAUACCUAUAAGUAAACCUGGUCUAUCCUGGAUCUAGGUGUUACCAGUGGCAUCGUAGUUGAUCCAUCCACAGUACAGGCACAGAGCUGUUAUAAAUGUCAACCAGAAGCUGGAAAAAGGCUAAGUUCAAGCAUAUACCGGCCAUUGUCAAGUCUUCGAGAUACGCGUGUUUAGGCCUCUAUGGCUUCCGAUCGUAUAGCGAAACUUAUCAAGGAUGAGGCGUUGGUCCAGUCACUGGAUGAUCGCGCCCCAGAGUAUGCCGCGCUCGUGCAGUCAAGUACUGCCACUGCACUCCGCAAUUCAGAAACUGCGGACCUUCUGGAGGUCACAGUUUGGGAUACAUCUGUUGAGGAGCGAAGGAGAGUUUAUUCUGAACGGCCGCCUUUCAAUACCGAUUGGGCAGCGUUGUUCUACAAAUAUCUACGAGAAAGGAGUGUUGGCAGUAACCGGGAACUAGAAACAGGUAUUGACACUGUGAUAAAGAACGCUGUUCUUGACGCGUCUCAAGAAUAUUAUACUUCCGAGGAGACAAUUGCUAUACUAUCGGGAGAGUUAGUAAAGCAGGUUGAUAUGAAUGAGAAGGUCCGAAAAGCCAUAUACAACGAAUUGCAGGCCACGCGGAAAUUAGCUAUAAGGGAGUCGAGGGAUGCAAUCUCUGCACAUACGCAGGUUAUCCUUGCUGACAGGAUGCACGACGUCAUGGCUCAGUCACUCAACCAUGCCGUGGUAAAUACCACCGUUGGCAGUGUCGUUGGACACAUGGUGCUCUCCGCAAUGGCGCUUCCCGCAGUCAAGGUCGCCAUCACCCAUUCGAUUAUUGUUGCUGUUCAUAGCGCAGCUGUGCAGCACAUACUGGUAUUGGCAGGGAAAAAAAUAGGCGUCACAGUUCUCCUUACUCUCAUUUUCGGCCAUGCGGCAGCCUCUUUGGCCGGCUGGUUUGUGCUUCCAAUCAUUGCGGCUUUCGUCACCUACCAAUAUCAAACAUUACCAGACACUUUAGCCAAGAAGAUACCGCGUGAGCUAGCGGAGCAGAUUAAGCAAAACGCACCUACAAUUAAUAAGUCUAUCGCAGAGGGUGCAAAGAAAGCAGCAAUGGAGGCGUUCUUUUCGCUUUCGGAUAAGUCAAUUUCCAUUCUCCAUGAUGCUGCCAUGAGACCACAGGCCAGCCGCUUUUAAAUUCUUCUUCGCGGGCCUUUUUAUAAUAUUCUCAGACUGGACGCGUUAAUUCAGGUACUGUUAAUACGCAAUGGUAUAUCGCAAUGCUCCUGUUUCC
Molecule: messenger RNA, 1455 nt
Organism: Aspergillus caelatus
Lineage: Eukaryota; Fungi; Ascomycota; Eurotiomycetes; Eurotiales; Aspergillaceae
Exons: 1
Coding region: 363-1358 (331 amino acids)
Source: RefSeq, a predicted model, not a curated record